Molecule: messenger RNA, 6251 nt
Organism: Ctenopharyngodon idella (grass carp)
Lineage: Eukaryota; Metazoa; Chordata; Actinopteri; Cypriniformes; Xenocyprididae
Gene: lifra
Product: LIF receptor subunit alpha a
Exons: 18
Coding region: 282-3089 (935 amino acids)
Biological process (GO): cytokine-mediated signaling pathway
Cellular component (GO): membrane; signaling receptor complex; external side of plasma membrane
Molecular function (GO): cytokine receptor activity; cytokine binding
Source: RefSeq, a predicted model, not a curated record
CAUCUAUUUCAGAAUCAUCCAGGAGCCAGCCAUUUGGGUUUGGGAAUCCAUUCCAAUCCGGUUCGGUCCCCCCAGUUUCGACAAUCGACAUCCGUCUGGAAGGCCAUGCGCUGCCAUUAACCCAAACACACUAGAUCGGAUAGCAGCCGUUAUUUUUAUGGAUAUAACCGGGUGAUUUCGAAGACAUAAGGAUACUAAAAACAUCAAGGUGUGGGUUCUGACCUCCAGGUCUCGGCUGUGUUCUGCUCUUUCUUUAAUAAGCGGUAUCUGGUUUGGUCAGUAUGCAGGGCUGGGUGAUUCUGGCUCUGUUGCUGAGCCUCGGGGUCUUACGCUCUCAAGCGCAGAAUGGUCUGGGUGAACUUCCUGUGCCCCAUGGUUUAACACUACAGCCUGAUUUACCUGCACAGACUCUUACAUUGACAUGGCAGAGUGACUCAUCGCUUUUUGACAUCGAGAUUUUCCACACCGAGUUCAUGAAUGUGGUGUUAAAUGAGACGGUGGCAGUUAAAGCAGAUCCUGUAACAGGACAGCGUGUUUGGAUCUGGCACUCGUCGUUACCCUUGGAGUGCACUUCUCAUUCAGUGCAAAUCAGAGCACGAAACCAGCAGUCGGUCAGCCAGUGGAGCCCCCCUCAGACCAUUCCAGGGUCGGAUAUUCCUGAGAAGUCUGAUUCUUACAUGUAUCCCCAGGAUAAGGUGGUUCCUGUGGGCAGUAACAUGACCUUCUGCUGUAUUGUUAAGGAGAAGGUUGAUUUCAAAGAUAUCAUGUACAUGGGUCAGCAGAUGAGCGCCACACGUCUGAGCAGAAGAACUUAUGCCAUCACAGUAACCAACCAGCCAGCAUCUGGCAACACGGGCACCAACGUGGUCUGCUGUUCCCCAGUGUUUACCCUCACAGGAGCUGUGGUGUUUGUAGGCUAUCCGCCGGGAGAUGAAGGGUUGGUCUGCGAGACGCGGGACCUGGCAUCCGCAAAAUGUUCUUGGAGGAAAGGACGUGACACUCACUUGAAAAGAAAGAUCAACCGCACUAACUACACCCUUAAUGGAAGGGACUGUUUGGUGACUAAUGAUGGGAAUACCUCUUGGUGUAGUUCGAAGGUCUGGGAGGACAACUGGACUCUGGUGGCUCGAAAUACUCUUGGAACAGUUCGGCUUACUGACUCCGCCCAACUCACUGACCGCGUACAUCUGUUGGCUCCAGCAAAUGUGACAGCGGUCAAAGUCAAGGCGUGGAACGCCACACUGCAGUGGAGUUGGCCUGUGGCGGCGUAUAAAAAGCUGGAGAUGGUCUGCCAGCUGCAGCUCAUCGGCCAUGAACUUUCCAGAACACGUAACUACAGUGAAACAGGUCUGACAUCUGUGAUGCUGGAGGGCUUGUGGCCAGAUGUGGACUUCACUGUGACUGUGCGAUGCGGGUCUAAGCAUGGUUUCUGGAAGUGGGGGGAUGAGAGCGCCCCCUACAGGAUCCACACAAAAAUGGACCGUCCUGAUGCUCUUGAUGUCUGGGUCUGGAUGAACAGCAGUAACACAGGACUUGUUCUUUGGAAACCGCUGUCUGUGAGAAAAAGUCACGGUGCAUUAGUCGGCUACAAGGUUUCUCAGAGCUCAGCAGAGGAAGAUGGGUGGACGACAGUUUCUCUUCCUCCUGAGAGAUUUAACUAUCCCAUCAUCCUUAACAACAGCAGUGACAUCACCGUUGCCGUGGCAGCACAAAACCCAGCUGGUCUCUCUCAGCCUUCCACUGUGACCACACCAGCAUACAGAGCAGAUUCCCCGCUGUCUGCGUCUAAACUGCUUGGCACAAAUGGAACAUUUAACCUCUCCUGGCAGCCAAAUGCCAGUGCAAGCAGAGGGUAUGUGGUGGAGUGGGUCCCGACCAGCUGCAGUGGGCUGUGCCCUGUUAACUGGGAGAAAGUUCCAGAAAAAGAAAGCAGCUUCACUGUGAAGCCAGACUCUCUGGAGGAAGGAGUGAGGUACACCAUAUCCGUGUAUGUUCUCUCAACCGGCGCUGCAACGCUUCUGCAGAGAUGGCAGGGAUACUCACAGGAAAUGAUUCCUGCACAGUCAGUUGAUUUAUCAGCCAAUCAAACUGGCUCGGAUGUGCUGUUGUCUUGGAAAGCCACCGCGAUGGAACACCAACGAGGAUUCAUACGUGGAUACACCAUCUACCUGGCAAAUGCUGCACGUCUGGAUCUUGUUGCUAACAUCACUGAUCCUGAGGUGCGGUCAUACAGGGUGAAGGGUUUGUCUCUGAGCUCGUAUAAGUUCAUAGUGAAGGCCUACACUUCAGCUGGGGAAGACAUGGGGACGACUGUUACCAUUAAAAUUGAGAUGGACACAGCCGACAUGUUGUUUGUUGGGAUUCUUGUGCCGUUGGCAGCCAUGUUCUGCUGUCUCAUCCUCAUCAGCAUCUGCUGCUACAAGAAGAGAGAGUGGGUAAAGAAAGCUUUCUAUCCUGAAAUUCCUGGACCGAAAGUACCUGGAGACUGGUCGUCCCCACAGGGUCCUCUGGAUGUGAAGCCCUCUCCUCACAGUCUGGUCCACAUUGUGGAGAGUCCAGAGUGGGAUUUCUGUAAGAAGGGUCUGGUCCCGGUACCAGAGGAAGAGGAGGAGUUUGAGAAUGACAACAUCGAGGUAGACACAGACUCCGAUGAACCGGCCCUCCUGAGAUAUUACAAUCAGGUUGUCGGUGACGGCUCCCACAGUAACCACGUUUCAGACUCCUCCGGUUCCUCAACCGCCUCAGUGGGCUCCACACAGACUGAAAUCACCUACGCGGGCAUCCAGAGCCCAACCUCUUCACAGGGGGCGUCUGGCGGCGGAGGUUACAGGCCUCAAAUGCAGUCCGCCGUGGAUCCAGCCGAGCCGCAAGAUGAAUUCGAUGCUGACUUCCAAGACGAUGGCUUGAAUACAGGCUAUAAACCUCAGUGUUCCUGGCAGCUGGAUUCUCCAGAGGCGGAAAACUUUAGUGGUUCCCUUGGCAGCCCUACGUCGGUCACAUCAUCCCAGUUCCUUAUUCCAGAAUCCUCUGAGGAGAAACCACAGUCUUCCAGCACCUGGUUCCACAGUUUUCUCUCCGGAAAAUCCUGAGAACGCACUACUUCACAUAUGUUUUCACGUUAGUUUGUGCCAUUCACCUUUUAUGAGGAUGUUUUCGGUUCAUUUUAGGCUUUGUGCCCUUACUGGAAAUCGAUCACAAUUGCAUAAUCAACAUCACUACUGUUUCUCAAGGACUUGUGUUACUGGCCAGAGAGGUGAAGUACUACUGAAGAGCUGAAGGUGGCCGUAUCUUCUUCUGCUCGCUCGGAGCAUAAUGACGUUUACCCCUAGGAACGCCACUUUUGUUCAUACAACAGUGUUCGUGCCUCUUUCUGCAGCGUUUUUGUAGUGAUCGCAGUAAAUCUACACCCUUAUGGCAAUAUAUUGUGCCCAACAUUUCACUGCUCUUUUUUCAUUCUUAAUUUAACGGUUUUGUAGCAGUCAAAUGUAGGAGAUCCUGUAAAACAUGCUGAUUUGCAUUUCAGAAGAUCAAAACCAAUGCAUUGAGGGUUUGUACUCAAAGUCUGCGCCAUUUUCAGGUGAUUUUAAAAAUUAUUAUGUAGCCUCAAGCAACUUUUUCUCCAGUCUCGGUGUAAAUGUAAACGGAUACGUUCACGUUGAAUAAGCUGACAGAACAAAAGGAAAAGCAGAAUGGGGAAACGUGCAUCUCGGGUUUUGCUUAAACCCUUUAUGACAUUUCCCUGUUUAAGAAACACAGUUGUUGAAGUGUUGACAUGAUCUUUCGUUUCCGGCUUCAUCUGUGUAAAAUGAAUGUAAACACACUCAGUGUUACUUAAGGAUGUUAUGCAGCUAGUUUUGUGUAUUUUUGUUUAGAGGUUGAUGCUCAAUCAGUAUCAUAUUGAAACAUACAUUCGGCUAGGGCUUCACAAUUCGGAGAGGGGUGGGUUAAAGAAAAAUUGUGAUUGCGAUUUUUAAAAUGUGAUUUAAAAAAAAAAAAUCCAGAUUUGCUGUGCUUGUUUGUAGGGCUGCACAAUUUGGCCAUACAUUUUGUAAUUGUAUAGCAAUGUGACUAAUAAUAGUAUUCGUUUUAUUGAAUAAUAAUAAUAAUAAAUAAUAACUAUUAUUAUUACUGCUACUACUAAUACUACUAAAUAAAAUAAGAAAUUUUACUAUUGUAAUAUUUCACGGUAAAAUAAAAACAUCAAUUAAGAUUAUAAUAAUUUUAGAAUUGUUUUAUUUUAGAGUACAACUGUAAAAUUACAAUACUAAUAGUUAUGGCUGUCUUAAGUUCUUUAUUUUCAAACUUUAAACCAACAACCUUUUAUUUUGGUGGAAAACCACAUGGUCAGCCUUUGCAAUUUGAUAAUCACACUAGGCCAUAUUUGGUUUACUUUCGAUUAAUAUUGCAGCCCUAUUCUCUAAAAAUGGUCUAACAUGGCUGUUGGUCUAAUAAUCCAGAUUGCAGGAUAUAGUCCGUGUUUUCUAGUCUUUUCAUUUUUGCUUUCCAAAGGUCAGUAACAUUUUAAAUUGGCAUUAUCCGUACAAUAUGUGAAGCACCCUUUCAGUUUUAUGAAUGCGUCUUUGUAUUUCACACCUAAAAGUCCUUGAAUAUGGGACUCUCUUCAACUCUCACACAUGCAUAGCACCACCCAGUAUAAACUCAACUAAGUGUUAUCGUAUGUCUAGUCCUAGAUGCGUCUGUCCAGGAUGCUUGUAUGUGUACCCCUGCUUGUUUCCAUAGUUUAUCAUGGGGUUUUAAAUGACCACAGUGCCUCGGGAGCUUAGUUAUAUUAUAUCCAAAGAACAGCACCUUCUCUCAGAGCAGUUUCCCCAUCAUUAGGAUGGACCACAGGGUAAAUCACUUCAACUGGCCUUACCGACAUCAGAGGAACCUGUUAUUCUAACAUACAGAUAUAUGGGAGCUAUGUGUUUAACGUUACUGUGAAGGCCUUUUCCUGAGCACUGUGCAUAUCGCUAGUCCUCCAAAUUCUUGUGCAGCAGUCAGAACAACAGAUACGUCGCUUUAGGACAACAUGAUGUCGCUACACUGAGCCUGAAUGGUAAAAGUCGACAUGAAAUCAAAAGCGACCCUGUUUACUUUAUUAAUACACAUUCCUGUGUGCUGUUGUGACUUUUUUUUUUUUUCAAAUUUUAAUAAGGUUGCUCCACCUCUGAAACUAACCUGUUCUUGUUAAACAAUAGUUUAAUUCAUGUCUGGUUCUAUUCUUCCAUGAAAUACCCACUUUCACCAUCUAAUCGAUGUCUGAUAGAUAAAAUCAAGCCCCACCUUACAUUUUUUUGCAUGUUGAAUAUCUUGUUUUCCUCUGGGACAUCAUAGAAUGGAAGUAAAAUGGGUUGCGAUGCAAUUUCUUGUCGACUUUGAAGAGCAUCAGAUAGCAGUCAUUACACUCCUAAUGUGGCAUGUGAUUGAAAGGGCAUUAGAUGAACGUCAUUAGGAGAAAGAUUAUGAAAUAUUAUGGGAUAGGUCAGCAUCUACUGUUGCUCAAGCUUUAAACACUACUGUGAAAGAUUUUAUGUUGGAAUAAGUAGUUACUAAUAUGUCAUUUUUGCAGUUCUACGUAGAUAUCUUUUAAAGAAGCCUACUAAUGUUUAUUUUUUUAUUUGCUUGUAUGAAUGUGAAAUGCACAAAUGUCAUUAUCUAUGUAAUGUUUUUUUUAAACUGUUAUAGAAUAUGCAUAGAAAGCCUUAGUUGUGGAUUUUAUAGCCCAGAUGAGCUUUAUUAGUGUGUCAUUAAAUGAUCUAAUGAUAAAUAUGCUGUCAAAAUCAUCUCAAAGGCUACACUACAGGGAGAAAGUGAGAGAAAUCUGAUAUAUAUCAGAUUUGAGCAACUUCGAUAUGUGAUCAAGAUGAGAUCACAAUGGGAUGUCACUACAAGCAUGAGGCGUUAAUGUAAAUAUCAUGUUAACACUAAUGUAAAUAAGCUUUUCUCUUGAGCAUGAACAUCAUCACAUUGGGAAUAUUGUACCAAUUAAUAUUUACUAAUUAAUAUUACAAUGUUGUUGCCUUUGCAUGCAUGACCGAUUCCACAUUCAGUGUUCAGAGAGGGGAAAGAUAAACUUUGAAUGAGAAAUAUGGAAUAAUAUCAUUAGAAACACUAUAUAAGUGUGUGUAAACACGUACUUGUAAGAAAAAAUAAGGUUGUAUCCAGACGUCUGAGCUCUUUAUACUCUGCUAAUACACUAAUAUUGUGCACUCUGUAUUAUUAUAGACAAUAAAUCCAGAUAAACCACA